AUGGUGGAGGAAUGUGACAGCGACGAUGAAGAAGGAAGGAUGGCGGAAGGAGGAGACGACAACGGCAAAGGAUGGAGGAUAGCGGAGGGACGCGACGCAACAGCAAUGCGAGAUUGCGACCAUGAGAAAGUAAUGGAAGAAAAUAAUGUUGUUGAUGAGUUGGGUAGUUGUGGUUGGAAGCCGAAAUUGGACAUGUCAUUUGACUCUGAACAAGCUACGUAUGACUUUUACAAUAACUAUGACGGGAAGGUUGGUUUUAGAAUUAGGAAGUCGUAUGCACACAAGAACAAACAAACUAAGGAAAUAACUUCACGGACUUUUGUAUGUUACAAAGAGGGAACUCAGGGUUUUGACAAGCGAGAUCCACUAGCAAAAUUUCCGAGACAAGAGGGAAUCUGGUGGAAGAGCAACACUUGGCUUCACAAAAUUGGACCAAAAAAUUACUUGAGAUCGAAGAGACAAAAGGAUUUGAAAUAUGGAGAAGCGGGUAGUGUGUUGCAAUACUUUUGUAAGAAAACUGUGAAAAAUCCAUCCUUUUAUUAUGCAGUCCAAUUAGAUUGUGAAGAGCAGAUAAGUAAUAUAUUUUGUGCCGAUGCUCAAAUGAUAAUGGACUAUACUCAAUUUGGUGAUGUAGUGACCUUUGACACUACUUACAAAUUAAAUAACGAGCAUAGACCUUUUGGAACCUUUGUUGGAUUUAAUCAUCAUCGAGAAACAGUUAUAUUCAGUGUAGCAUUGAUGUAUGAUGAGACUGCCGAAUCAUUUACAUGGUUGUUUCAGAUUUUUUUGGAGGAAAUGUUAAACAAAGCUCCGAAAACUAUUUUCACAGAUCAAGAUGCUGCGAUGGCUAAGGCCAUUCCAAUUAUCAUGCCUACUAAAAACCAUCCACUUUGCACAUGGCAUUUGAUGCAAAAUGCGGUGAAGCAUGUAAGUUCUCUUUUUGAAGUCGUAGGGGUGAAGGGUGUGUUUUCUAAAUUUAUGCAUGAAAUUGAUGAUGAAGAAGAAUUUAGAAUACAAUGGGAACAAAUGCUUGAUAGGUAUGAUGCACGCAACAAUCAUUGGUUGGAGCAAACUUUUGGUGUGAAGGAGAAAUAG
Camellia sinensis is the source of this 1095-nucleotide messenger RNA. Lineage: Eukaryota; Viridiplantae; Streptophyta; Magnoliopsida; Ericales; Theaceae. The record is from RefSeq and is a predicted model, not a curated record.